This is a messenger RNA of Sclerotinia trifoliorum, 2027 nucleotides long. Lineage: Eukaryota; Fungi; Ascomycota; Leotiomycetes; Helotiales; Sclerotiniaceae. The record is from the annotation of a GenBank genome assembly.
AUGGCGAUACCAAAGAAUUUGGCAAAACAGAUUAAGGAAUUAGAGGAUUCUGUUCCUAAAGGUAAGUUUAUAUACUUGACUAACAAGUAAGGGCUCAUCUUUUACUGACCGGGCUUCUUUUGGCAGAUUUCGAUCCGGAAGAUGAUAAGCCGGCGCAAGAGAGCGAUUCGGAAAGUGGUGAUGAGAGUGAUGAUGGGUUAGCGGGGACAGAACAUUAUGUUCAAGUUGGGUAAGGAAUCUUCUCACUACCGGUUGAAUGGACUCUUGCUGAUCAAGUAUUAUAGAAAGAGUAAGCUUCGAAAACCAGAAGAAGUUGCUCUUGGACCUCAAUACGCCGGAUCUCGAGUCAGUCGCGAACAAUUGAUGAACGGCGAUGAUGAGGAUGAACCUAACUCGACAUAUGGAAGUGCUGAUGAAGAGAAAUUUGAGGGAAUGGAUUUUGAUGGAGAGUUUGACGAUAUGGAGGUCGAUAGUGAUGAGGCUUUGGGAGAGAGUGACGAAGAGAGGUUCAAGGACUUCGUUUUCCGAGGGAGUGGAAAGCCAAAGAAACCUGCUGAAGCGAAAAAACCCAUCGAUGUCAAUGGGGUGAAGAAAAGACCUACUGCUGCUGAUUUCAUGUCGGAUAGUGGUGGUGAGGAGGGCGUGAAAUUAUCUGAAGAGGAAGACGAUCACGAAGCUGAUGAUAACGAGGAGGAUAUUGAGGAUGAGGAGGCAGAUAAGACGGAUGAAGAUAUUUUGGAUGUCGACGCUCAACACGCCGAGACCACAGGAGAUAUCGAAGGAAAUUUUGGCGAAGAAGAUUCGGAAGACCCAGAUCAGAGUGGUGAGGAGGAAGUUGGCGGUGAUGAGGAGAGUGAAGAAGAGCAAUCCGAUGACGAGGAAAAUGAUGAGGAUGAGCAAGCGAGACGUGCUGAAUUGCGAAAGAUCAUGGGCGAGGAACAGAAAACGGUUGUCGCAACAAUUUCGCAGGCAGCAAAGGCAGAUGCAGACAAGGGAAAAGCCGUGAAACAACAACGCAAAGCAUUCGAUUCGCUUCUCAAUGUUCGUAUACGUCUUCAAAAGGCCUUGGUAGCGACAAACUCGUUGGCUGCGGCCAAUGAUAAAGAUCAGGAGGACAGCGAUGAGAACCCUUUCCAAGCCGCAGAAGAGGCCGCCAUUAAGCUAUGGAACACAAUUGAUGGACUUCGACAUGAUCUCUCAAAGGCAUCCACUACCUCUAAAACAGGACAGAAACGGAAGCGCGGUAUUGAUUCCUCCCUCUCCUCUUCGGCUAUUUGGGAGCGAAUGCAGGCCUCCGAGGUUGCUAACAUUGAUACUCGACAAACCGUCCUCGAAAAAUGGUCUAGCAAAGUCCGCGCUACAACCGCCCUUCCUGUCUCUCGCAAACUCAAUCCUAAUGCGCCUCAACAAUCCAUCACUUCUCUUCUUCAAGAUACUCUCUCAAGUUCCGAGCAUCUAAUUUCCCGCACCAAGGUCCCUCGCUCCUGUGCUCCCGUUCAAAAACAGAUGAAGCUCACCACUGACCCUAACAUUUAUGACGAUGCUGAUUUCUAUCAAUUACUUCUCAAAGAAUUGGUCGAUCAACGAAUGGUUGAUUCUUCUUCCGCAGGCGCUGGCGAAGCCGGUAAACCAUUGCAAUGGACUGCAGUCAAGGAAGCGAAGACAAGGAAGAAUGUCGAUACUAAGGCUAGCAAAGGCAGAAAAAUGAAAUUCACAGUUCAUGAAAAAUUACAAAAUUUCAUGGCACCAGAGGAUAGAAAUACGUGGGAAGAAACCGCGAGAGAUAGAUUUUUUGCGACUUUAUUGGGUAGGAAGUUGGAUUUGGGAGAGAAUGCAGAUGAGGAGGAUAUUAGUGAAGAUGAAGCAUUGAAGGAAGAGGAGGGUUUGAUGUUGUUUAGAUCUUGAGGUUGAAUUUGCAUUGAGGAUUGUGAGCAUGCGGUUUAGUAAAAGUUUGGGUCAUAAUAUAUGAUUGCAUUGCAUAGGAGCUUAGGGAUUAUACCAAUAGAAUGGAAUAUUUUGCAUACAUA